AUGUCGUCCAAAAUCAAUUCGGACGUUGACCGUCCUGAAACAUUGGCAGAGCAUAUCAAUGACAGAGUACACGUAGGCGGUGAUCCAGCGGUUUUCAAAUGGAAGCAUAAACCGGAUGCAUCAAGUUUUGACGAUAGUAAAGCGCUCAGUAUCAUCCGCGCAGCGAUACUGGAGCAGCACGGCGACCCGCAGCAGCUUCGAAAUACGGCAGCCCAACUAGCAAAUUUGUUGCCAGUUGGGCAAUCUAUCGAUGCCCUCUCAUCCCUAUGGAGGCUUUUUAUCUCCUUGGCGCAACAAACUCCUGCGAGCAACGUUGCGUUACUAAAUCUGGUUGUCAUCCUUGAUCAGCUUUCUGGAUCCCCUAGAACAACUACCACGGUUAACAUCGAUGGCUUCGAACAAUAUAGUCGCUUGCAUGGACUAAACCAGAUGAUUAAAGAUCAUAUGAUAUCCCCUUAUAUCUCAGCAGAAGCAACCGAAACCCUCACAAGAUGGAUCAAUCUCAACGCAUUUGCUUCACUACUAUGGUCCUAUAAUCUCAUCGACGGUCGCGACUACGCCAUUCAGCAACUACGCUCAGCAUUCGAGGACCGUAACUCGUCUGAUGUCAAUGACAAAGAUGCUGCAGACGCACGGCUCAUGGCCGCGGCUCAGUGGGCAAUUCACUCCUGCCAUCGUCUAUAUUACUUGUCUAUUAAGGCGGAGGCAACUUCCCCAGGACGCAAUGGAGCGAACGUCAGGAGUGACGACAAACGUUGGAAACCAGGUCCAAGGUUCAAAGGGCAAGCGGGAUUCUCCUUCAGAAGGUGGGAGUUUUGGCAGCAGGCGUUCGAGGAAGCCCAGGAGUUUGGAAACGGAGGUAUUGAAGCAAAGAUUGAGGCUGGAGCGGCGAGUGGAAUGAUGGAAAAGGUUCUCUACGCUGGGUUUGAGGUUUGA
Molecule: messenger RNA, 936 nt
Organism: Colletotrichum truncatum
Lineage: Eukaryota; Fungi; Ascomycota; Sordariomycetes; Glomerellales; Glomerellaceae
Source: RefSeq, a predicted model, not a curated record